AUGAAUGCCGACAUCCCUGCACUCGAUUGUCGAGAAGUCGUUGAAGAUCUGGUAGACCGUCUGGGCUCUCUAAGCUUUUUUCUGGACGGUAUUUAUGACUUAAUGAAAUUCAGUAACUUGGAAGACUAUGAAUUACAACGCUACAGUCGAAAGAUAAUCGCGUUGACUGAGGUAAAUAUGUUCUCAAGUCUCGCAAAUUCUUUCAAUAAUGUUCUCGGUAUGAAGGGCGCACGCAUGACUCUCAAACGUGAGGGAGUGGUCUUGUACCUUUUCGUUCUUUGUCCAGAGGAACUUUUGCCGUACAAGUCGGCGUAUUUCAAAACACUUGUUUGGAUCAGACGCCGCAGGCACGCGUUUCCCGCUGACAUAGGGGAUCGAAUCGCUUCGCUUCUGUUUGUUCUAGAGAGUAAUUUCGUCAUACGGUGCGGAGGAGUGGACACUCGUGCCCAACUGGGCAUUGAGGAGUUGCUAGUGCCUAAGAACCCACUAGCCGCUUGUAAAAGCACCGCUCAAAUUGCAGCACAUACUACUGCUGUCCCGUCGGCACGGACGUCAUACGCAACGUCGGACGUUAUGUUACCACCGGAUGCUUGGGCGAAAAAAAAGCACAGAAUCCACCAGCUUGCAAAAUAUGUGAAGUCAGAAGCUGCAAAUACGUACUAUCCACCAGCUCCUCACCAAUACCUGCCGAGCGACAACUGGGAGCCCCCUCGUCUUCGAAGGCCAUUUGUUCGAACAAAAGCCCAACGUUUUGAGGUUGGCACUAGGAAGCAGUCGUCACUUGAUGACCUUUUCAAUCUCCAACCUUUUUCCCUGGACUAA
Suillus subaureus is the source of this 822-nucleotide messenger RNA. RefSeq lists its product as uncharacterized. The transcript is spliced from 4 exons. The record is from RefSeq and is a predicted model, not a curated record. NCBI's taxonomy places the organism in Eukaryota, Fungi, Basidiomycota, Agaricomycetes, Boletales, Suillaceae. Bases 1 to 822 code for a protein of 273 amino acids.